AUGACGAAGAUGCGGCUGCUGCCGCUGGUGAGCGCCGUCGCAUGCGUCCGCGGCUUCCUGCCGCCCACCGCGCGCUGCGCGCCGCCGGCGCUGCGCGCCGACGCGAACGACUACGAACGAGUCCAGCAAAAGGAGGAGGCCGACAUGCUCGCCGACUGGGAGGCGCGCCAGGCGCGGCGCGACGGCGGGGCGCGCGCCGCGGACGUCGCGUCUUCGUUCGCCGAGAACGUCCGGGCGAACGUCGCCGGGGGCUCCACGGCCCCGAGCCUGCUGUUCGUCGCGGGCCAGGCCGUCCUCCUGCUAUGCCUCGCGGCCGGCGGCGUGCCGCUCGUCGGCGGGCCCAUCCAGGCCGUCGCGGGGCCGGGCCUCGUCGUCGCCGGGGCGGGCUUCAUCGGCGCCGGCCUGCUGGAGCUGGGGCCGGCGAACCUGACGCCCUUCGCGACGCCCGUCGCGGGGAACGAGCUCAAGACGAACGGCGUCUUCGCCCUGAGCCGCCACCCCAUCUACGCGGGCCUCGUCGUCGCGAGCGCGGGCUUCUCCGUGGCGACGGUGUCGUUCCAGCGCGCGCUCGUCACGGGCAUGCUCUUCCUCCUGCUCGACUCCAAGUCCGAGUACGAGGAGAAGAAGCUCCGCGAGGUCAUGGCCGAGCUCAACACCGAGUUCUUCGACGACUCGGCGCCGGCCGUGGGCCCCGGCGGCCUCGUGAACCUGUCGCGCGUCUCCCGGGACCUGUCCAAGGGCCAGUCGACGAAGGACGAGGCGCUCCGGGCGCUCCCGCCGCCGCCGCCGCCGCCGCAGAAGAAGCGCAGCGACCUCUACGGGCCCGGCGUCGGCGCGCGGGGGCCCGGGUCCGCGCGCGACGCCGACGACGCCGCGGCCGCGGCGCGCGACGCGCCCGCGGCGCCCGCGGCGCCCGCGGCGACGCCCGCGAAGAAGAUGCCCGCGGCCGCGCCGAAGACGCCGCAGGAGCGCGCGCUGCGCGACGCGCUCGAGGCCGAGGACCUGCGGGCCGCGCCGCCGUCGCCCGCGCGGCCGCCGCCGCGGACGCGCGCGACGCGGUCCGAGCGGCGCGCGGCGUCGCUCGUCGUCCCCGACGUCGACGGCCUGCGGCGGCGCCUCGACCCGGACCGCGCCGGCCCGGGCCCGCCGCUCCGCGCGCGCGACUUCGGCGCCGCGGUCGUCUGCGCGCGCGCGGCCGGCGGCCUCGAGGACCGCGGCGACCUCUACCUCGGCGUCUUCGGCACGUGGUUCGCCUGCCGGGACGCGGGCGUCGCGAAGCUCGACUAACACCACCUUAGGGGACGG
Molecule: messenger RNA, 1305 nt
Organism: Aureococcus anophagefferens
Lineage: Eukaryota; Pelagophyceae; Pelagomonadales; Pelagomonadaceae
Exons: 3
Coding region: 1-1287 (428 amino acids)
Source: RefSeq, a predicted model, not a curated record